AUGACUGCACCGCUCCCUCCGUUGAAGCAAGCGACACCCUACAAGCUCAAUACCACCCCCCUGGUUGAUAGCGAAAGUCCUCUUCCAACAGAGCCCCCAACGCACCCACAGCCACCGUCAAUACUCUUUGACAACAGCCAACCCGCAGACAAGACACCCUCAAGGCUCAGUGGUGUUAAAAUCUCGAAAGGCGCCGGACAACCAUCUAACACAGCAGCAACUACCCUAAUCACAAAACUAGCCACCCUUCUAGCAGUCGACGAAGAAACUAUCGACCCAUCAGCAACACUCGCAUCUGUGCGCAGUGGAUGCUUGCUCCUCGAGCUGGUCCCGUGGAGGUGGCUUGACACCAGGAAUCAUUUUGUUAGCGUUAUGGAUACAAUGGUGUGGUCGCGCACUCAGGCGUUAGCCGAAUUCCCUGUCUUCCUUCUUAUCGACGUCGACGAGAGCCAGGCACUAUCCGCUCCAAAGUAUGGAUGUUUGGCAACAUCUCACCACGCUCACACUUAA
Aspergillus glaucus CBS 516.65 is the source of this 510-nucleotide messenger RNA. RefSeq lists its product as uncharacterized. Bases 1 to 510 code for a protein of 169 amino acids. The transcript has 3 exons. The record is from RefSeq and is a predicted model, not a curated record. NCBI's taxonomy places the organism in Eukaryota, Fungi, Ascomycota, Eurotiomycetes, Eurotiales, Aspergillaceae.